Spirodela intermedia is the source of this 333-nucleotide messenger RNA. The record is from the annotation of a GenBank genome assembly. Lineage: Eukaryota; Viridiplantae; Streptophyta; Magnoliopsida; Alismatales; Araceae.
AUGGCCUUUGGUGGCUUGUUUCCGCACUGCUUUCGCUGCUGUUUAUUCAUCUUCCUCCUCAACGUGCAGGUGAUCUACGCCGCCGAUGCAGAUGAAGUCCCUUCGCUGCACAAAUCUUGCCCCGGCAUAGAGGCUUGCCGGGGAGGGGUGGCGAACGGGGAGUGCUGCAAGGUCAUAAACGAUGCAAUCAACACCGGUGGCUGCGCCUGCGUCUGUAGGCAGCUCAAGAAUUUCAACCACAGCAAACUCACCCAAGACUGCAACAGGAGCUGGUGCUUGCGAUGCGGAAUUUGCAGCUGCUCCAGCGGCGUCGACGGGAGCUUCGCCUACUGA